CAGCCCUGACUUUCGGUAAGUGACAGCAGCUCAGGAAGCCAAGGGGCCCACACAGGAAGCAGCGAGUGGGACUUUCCUCCCCUGCUGCCCAGCUCUGCCCUCCCUCCGUUGGCCCAGGGUCCCCAUCCCCAAGGCAGGCUGCAAUCAUGGCACCUCCAAGUGAGGAGAUGCCCCUGAUCCCUCAGCGUUCCUGCAGCCUCUCCUCUUCAGAGGCUGGCGCCCUGCACGUGCUGCUGCCCCCUCGGGGCCCUGGACCCCCGCAGCGCCUAUCCUUCUCUUUUGGGGACCACUCAGCUGAAGAGCUGUGUGUUCGAGCUGCUAAGGCCAGUGGUAUCCUGCCCGUGUACCACUCCCUCUUUGCUCUGGCCACGGAGGACCUAUCCUGUUGGUUCCCCCCGAGCCACAUCUUCUCCGUGGAAGACGUGGGCACCCAGGUCCUUGUCUACAGGCUCCGCUUUUACUUCCCCAACUGGUUUGGGCUAGAAAAGUGCCACCGCUUUGGGCUACGAAAGGACUUAGCCUGCGCCAUCCUUGACCUGCCAGUCCUGGAGCACCUAUUUGCUCAGCACCGAAAUGAUCUGGUGAGCGGCUGCCUCCCAGUGGGCCUCAGCCUCAAGGAGCAGGGUGAGUGUCUCAGCUUGGCCGUGCUGGACCUGGCCCGCAUGGCUCUCGAGCAGGCUCAGCGGCCCGAGGAGCUGCUGAAGACAAUCAGCUACAAGGUCUGCCUGCCCCCCGGCCUGCGCGACCUGAUCCAGGGCCUGAGUUUCGUGACACGAAAGCGUAUCCGAAGGACAGUGCGCAGGGCCUUGCGCCGCGUGGCCGCCUGCCAGGCUGACAGGCACUCACUCAUGGCCAAGUACAUCAUGGAUCUCGAACGGCUGGACCCAGGCAGGGCCGCCGAGACCUUCCGCGUGGGCCUCCCCGGAACGGCUGGUGGUCAGGAUGCGCCAGGGCUGCUCCGCGUGGCUGGUGGCAGCGGCAUAGCCUGGAGCCCAGGAGAACAAGAGGUCCUUCAGCCCUUCUGCGACUUUCCAGAAAUUGUGGAUAUCAGCAUCAAGCAGGCCCCGCGCUUUGGCCCGGCUGGGGAGCACCGCCUGGUCACCGUCACCAGGACGGACAACCAGAUCCUGGAGGCCGAGUUCCCGGGGCUGCCUGCCGCCUUGUCCUUCGUGGCACUCGUGGAUGGCUACUUCAGGCUGACCACCGACUCCCGGCACUUCUUCUGCAAGGAGGUGGCGCCGCCGCGGCUGCUGGAGGAGGUGGCUGAGCAGUGCUAUGGCCCCAUCACCCUGGAUUUUGCCAUCAACAAACUCAAGACUGGGGGCUCGCUUCCCGGCUCCUACGUUCUCCGUCGCAGCCCCCAGGAUUUUGACAGCUUCCUCCUAACUAUCUGUGUCCAGACCCCCCUGGGCCCUGAUUACAAGGGCUGCCUCAUUCGGUGUGACCCUUCGGGAACUUUAUCCCUGGCUGGCCUUGGCCGUCCCCACAGCAGUCUUCGAGAGCUCCUGGCAGCCUGUUGGAAUAGUGGGUUGCAUGUGGAUGGGAUUGAGCUGAACCUCACCUUCUGCUGCACCCCCAGACCCAAAGAAAAAUCCAACCUGAUCGUGGUCCGGAGAGGUUGCAGCCUGCCCACGUCAUGCCCUGUUCAGCCCCAAUCUCAAUGCCAGCUGAGUCAGAUGACGUUUCACAAGAUCCCUGCUGACAGCCUGGAGUGGCAUGAGAAUCUGGGUCACGGGUCUUUCACCAAGAUUUACCGCGGCUGUCGACAUGAGACCGUGGAUGGGGAGGCCCGGGAGACAGAGGUGCUGCUCAAAGUGAUGGAUGCCAAGCAUAAGAACUGCAUGGAGUCAUUCCUGGAAGCAGCGAGCUUGAUGAGCCAAGUGUCAUACCAGCAUCUUGUGUUGCUCCAUGGCGUGUGCAUGGCUGGAGACAGCAUCAUGGUGCAGGAGUUUGUACACCUGGGAGCGCUGGACAUGUAUCUGCGCAAGAGUGGCCACCUGGUGCCUGCCAGCUGGAAGCUACAGGUGGUCAAACAGCUGGCCUAUGCCCUCAACUAUCUGGAAGAUAAAGGUCUCCCUCAUGGCAAUGUCUCAGCCCGGAAAGUGCUCCUGGCCCGGGAGGGGGCUGAUGGGAACCCACCCUUCAUCAAACUGAGUGACCCUGGUGUCAGCCCCACUGUGCUAAGUCUGGAGAUGCUCACUGACAGGAUUCCCUGGGUGGCCCCUGAGUGUCUUCAGGAGGCCCGGACACUUGGCUUGGAAGCUGACAAGUGGGGCUUUGGUGCCACAGUCUGGGAGGUGUUCAGCGGUGUCAUGAUGCCCGUCAGUACCCUGGAUCCGGCCAAGAAGCUCCAGUUUUACGAGGAACGACAGCAGCUGCCCGCCCCCAAGUGGAUGGAGCUGGCCCUGCUGAUCCAACAGUGCAUGGCAUACGAGCCGGGCCAGAGGCCCUCCUUCCGUGCUGUCAUCCGUGACCUGAACAGCCUCAUCACUUCAGAUUAUGAGCUCCUCUCAGAUCCCACACCUGGUGCCUUGGCACCCCGUGACGGGCUUUGGAAUGGUGCCCAGCUCUAUGCCUGCCAGGACCCUACCAUCUUUGAGGAGAGACACCUCAAGUAUAUCUCACAGCUGGGCAAGGGCAACUUUGGCAGCGUGGAACUAUGCCGCUACGACCCACUGGGCGACAACACAGGCGCCCUGGUGGCUGUGAAGCAGCUGCAGCACAGUGGGCCAGAACAGCAGAAGGACUUCCAGCGGGAGAUCCAGAUCCUCAAAGCCCUGCACAGCGACUUCAUUGUCAAGUACCGAGGUGUCAGCUAUGGUCCAGGCCGCCAGAGCCUGCGGCUGGUCAUGGAGUACCUGCCCAGCGGCUGUCUGCGCGACUUCCUGCAGCGGCAUCGCGCCCGCCUCGACGCUGGCCGCCUGCUCCUCUUUGCCUCGCAGAUCUGCAAGGGCAUGGAGUACCUGGGCUCCCGCCGCUGCGUGCACCGCGACCUGGCAGCCCGUAACAUCCUGGUGGAGAGCGAGACGCACGUCAAGAUCGCAGACUUCGGCCUCGCCAAGCUUCUGCCCCUCGACAAAGACUACUACGUGGUCCGCGAGCCCGGCCAAAGUCCCAUCUUCUGGUAUGCCCCAGAGUCCCUCUCAGAUAACAUCUUCUCGCGCCAGUCGGAUGUCUGGAGCUUCGGGGUCGUCCUGUAUGAGCUCUUCACCUACAGUGACAAGAGCUGUAGCCCCUCAGCUGAGUUCCUGCGGAUGAUGGGAUGUGAGCGAGAUGUCCCAGCCCUCUGCCGCCUCCUGGAGCUGCUGGCUGAGGGCCAGAGGCUGCCCGCACCUCCUGCCUGCCCUGGUGAGGUUCAUGAGCUCAUGAAGCUAUGCUGGGCCCCUAGCCCACAAGACCGGCCACCAUUCAGUGCUCUGGGCCCCCAGCUGGAUGCACUGUGGAGUGGAAGCCGGGGAUAGUGUCCAGAGGCAUGAGAUUUUCGCCUUCCCUGCUUGUCUGGAGGGCGAACCCCAUUCACCAUCAUUUUUAUAUCUCCUGCACACAGACCUCUGGGUUCUGGUCUCCAUGGACUGGCUGUGUGACUUCGGGCAGGGAGCUGAACCUCUCUGGGUUUCCUGUUUCAGAGACUCCCUCAUGGGGCAAAUGACAUUGCACUUAGGGGCUUGUAGAGCAAGAGUAGUCUUGUGGCCUUUGAAACUUGUAAAGAUUCAAGACAGAUGCAAUGGUGGGGUCUACUGAGCUCCCCCCACCCCCGAAUCAAGGAAUAAAUUUAAGCCUCUUUCAUCUUCCCAUCUUCUCAUGGCUUGGCCCUGAGCUUCUUAUCUCAUUUCCAGAAGGAACAUUAUGUAGCUUUAAAUAUAUGAUCUCAGGCUUCUUUUCCCUCUUCCCUCUUUAGCUGGAGGAAGCCAAGGACAAGAGCAGCUGCCCUGGCUGAAAUUCAUUUUUGGGGGGAACCUGUGUGACUGGGAUUGUGUAAGAGGCCAGAGAAGGCUGAGGUCCUGGUCGACCCUAACCGAACCUGAGUGUCCCAGGGCUUCAGUUUUUCUGCCUACACACUAGAGCCCUUUCUAUCCUGACCAGAGGAUCGCACAACUGAUGACAAUGGAGGCUGACAGAAACUUUUCAGCAGUUGAAGGAAGGAAAGGCAGUCUUGGUAGAGGGAACAGCAUGGCGAGAGUAAGGAGGCUCUGAGUAUACAGGUUAAGAGCUCAGGUGUUGGAGCCCAUGGUUCUGCCACUUAUUUGGUCUGUGAUGGUGGGUGAGUUGUUUCUCCUCUCUGAGCCUCUGUUCCAUCCUCUUACAAUGGGCAAUAGUGUUGGCCCUUCGGUGGUACAAAGUCAACUUCUGGAGGCUUGUGAAAAGGCAUUUUGUGCAGGUUAAGCCCCCAUUGCUUCUUCACACCUGCCAGCAAUGCUUUUCUGCCACUUUUGCCUCUUUGGAAAACUUUUAUUCACCUCUCAAAACCCCAGCUAUCACCUCCCUGCAGCUCUCCCUGGGGUUCUCCCACAACUGCCAGCCAGCCCUGUACUUCCUUCUGACCCUUGGACAGGGGUGGGGUCUGCAUUCAGCUCUGUCUCCUCUGACCUGGAGGCUCCUUGGGGGCUGGGUUGGGGUGGGCAGAGAGAGGACUCUGGAAGUGUUUAUUGAAUGAAUAAAGAAGUUCAGGGGUUGGAGGAGGGUAUAGCUCAGUGGUAAAGUGUGUGCUUAGUAUGCAUGAGGUCUUGGGUUCAAUUCUCCAGUACCUCCAUUAAAAAGUAAUAAUAAUAAAUAAAUAAACGAACCUAAUUACCACCUCCCAAAUAAUAAAAAUAUAAAAAGAAUAACAAAUUUUAAUGUUCAGUGGAAAGGAUGGGUUGUUGCUGGACUUGGGCAGUGGGGAUCCUUAGAGAUGUGCAAGCCGGGAAGGAAUGUGCUUAUGGCUGGGGGAGAGAGAUCCCUGGGGGCCACAGACCCCUCAGGGCAGGCUGGCAGCGGAGGGGCAGGAGGAUGGGGUUUGGAGGACAGAAGCCCUCCCCCCAGCCCCAGCUGCUGGCCUUGGCUCAGUCCUGGGGAGCUGAUUACAGGCUCUUCUUGGUGGGUGGAGGGAACAGGCUGCUCUCGGGGGGUCAGAGGGCGAGGCUGGAUUAGGAGGGCGAGGCCAUGCAGCUGGGUCCAACAUCAGUAGAGGCCAGGCUAGUCCCCUCCACAUCUGCUGGAAAGAUUAGGAGAGUGACAGAGACAGAGAGAGAUAGAGAAGGAGAGAGAAAGGCCAAGACUCAGGGGGAGACAGGCAAGCAAGGGAGAGACAGAGAUAGAGAUCUCUGCGCCUACUCUCCUAGCCUAGGUAAAGCUGCCUGCUUUGGUGAAAGGGGGACGGGAUGGCUCUGGGCUCAAGCAAGAAAGGAGUUUUCAGCUCAGGGUCUCCCCUGAGUUGGGUUGAGUAACCGUCCUCUCUGCCUUAGUUUCCCUCCUUGGUAAAACAGGGUCAUAAGGCUUCCUGGGCUCAUACCCGGCAGAUGCUGCACGAUUGCAGCCGGCUUCAUUCUGGGUCCCCCAGACCCUGCCCAGCCCAAGGAGGCCGAUGUGGGAGAGGCAGAGCCGACCAACACGCCAGCCCCAGGGCAUACCCAGCCUCUUGUGGUCUUGGGCAAGUGUGGCGUCCCCUCUCUGAGCUUCAAUUUUCCUUCUUUGUACAAUAAUAAGGACAAGAAGAUUCUGGGCUUCGUGUUUUUUUUUUAGCAGAGGUACCGGGGAUUGAACCCAGGACCUUGUGCAUGCUAAGCAUGCUCUCUGCCACACUCUACCAUUGAGCUAGACUCUCCCCCUGAAGACAACAAGAUUCUGUAGUGUUUUUUGUUUUUGUUUGGGGGGAGGGAGGAGGUAAUUAGGCUUAUUUAUUUUUUUAUUUAAUGGAGGUACUGGGGAUUGAACCCAGGACCUCUUGCAUGCUAGGCACACAUUCUACCACUGAGCUAUACCCCUACUCCUACAAGAUUCUGAAUGUCCCUGGUCUCAGCUGUCUGCCUGCCUGCCACCAGCAUCCUGCGGAAUGAUUAUUUCUCAGUUCAUUUCUUUCACCUCUUUAAAAUAGGUUAAAAAAAA
Messenger RNA from Vicugna pacos (alpaca), 6084 nucleotides. RefSeq names its product Janus kinase 3 (gene JAK3). Gene Ontology annotation, biological process: protein phosphorylation; intracellular signal transduction; cell surface receptor signaling pathway via JAK-STAT. Gene Ontology annotation, cellular component: cytoskeleton; membrane; cytosol. The record is from RefSeq and is a predicted model, not a curated record. NCBI's taxonomy places the organism in Eukaryota, Metazoa, Chordata, Mammalia, Artiodactyla, Camelidae. Gene Ontology annotation, molecular function: non-membrane spanning protein tyrosine kinase activity; growth hormone receptor binding; ATP binding.